UUUAAUUCAAAAUUAUGCCCAGCUUAAACUCUGCACAUACUAAAUGGCAAAAUAUGUGCAUGAAAUUGCAUCAGAAAUGUUGGCCUGCACACGUAGAUUAGGUGUACGUAUUUGCAAUGCGAAUUUCAUAUGCAUUUGUACACGUGUAGUAGCUAACACAACAAGGUCCAUCCACAACUGCACCUUUGCAUCAGUUAUUUAUGCGCAAACCUACUUAUCAACAUAAAUGUGAGUCAUAAGCAUAGUACAUAAAACUCGCGUAACAGAAGUAAGUUUCGUUACAUUUAAAACAUUGUUAAUGUCAUCAACACCUCCGAAAUCCACCAAAAUGAGCAAUGAACUUUCCAACUCAUUUUCCAUACAAUCAACAUUGUCAAGUUUUCUGGAAAGUGGAGAUUUAGCAGACGUGGAAUUUAUCGUAGGUCAGGAAAAAGUGGGAAUUAAAGCACACAAAAUUUUUUUGCUCAUGCGAAGUGAUGUCUUUGGUUCCAUGUUGAGUUCUCGGUGGCUCAGUGACACAGAAAGUGGUGAUAAAGAGGACACUCAUUUGACAAGAGUAGAGCUCCCCCAUUUUGAACCAGCCGUGUUUAAAACGUUUUUAAAGUACCUAUACACGGAUCAAAUUGUCGUUAGUGACACCAUUCGUGGAGGUGACGAGCUAAUUGACCUCUUCGUAAUGGCUGACAUGUAUGGGAUAAUCCCACUCCAAGAAAAAAUCUUGACCACUCUCGAGUCUAGUCUUUCCAUGAAUAAUUGCGUCAAUAUUUACGAAUCUACGAAAGUCUUAAAUGAAGAGUUAAGCAGAAAGGCGUUAGGGUUUAUAAAGGGAAACAUCUCACAAUUGCUGCACCACAACGUAUAUUUGACCACGGGUAAGGAUGGACACUGGAGUCCAAAUACGUGGACAGCGAUUCUACAGUCGGACGACAUGGUUGUGGAAGAAGUCGAACUUUUUGUUGCGAUUGUCAAAUGGGCCGAAGGAGAUGAGGCACGUUUGGAACGUUUACAAUCCACUCUCCUCCAAUUGAUUCGCUAUCCAAUCAUGACGUCCGAAGAAUUUGCCAAGUUUGUCGUGCCUACUGAAUUACUACAAAAUACUGCCGUUAUAAAAAUGCUGCUCUUUUACAUCGACACCAAAGGAAACCACACCCAGUCAUCCUGCCUCCCGUACACGUUUCUCUCUCGUACCGUAAAAGUCGCCACAUCAUCAACGGAAUUGACCUAUUUCCUCAAACGUUCCUCCCCUGGCGACGUUAUCCAACUUCUCAACCGACCCUACGUCGGCUCUUUCACUCUACCAACGAGCUACGUAACCCUUCGUGGCGAAGGACCCGAAUCCUCCAUCACAUCCGGCGAUCGAGAAAAUCCCCUCCUAUCUCUCGAAGGGAAUCGCUGCACAGUUUCCAAUAUUCGCUUCCACCACGCGUCCACCACUGACCCCCGCUCUGUCAAACCUCUCAUCCAAGUCAACGGGUAUCACAACACGCUGUCCAACUUGGAAGCGAAUACGGGUUGUUACUGGACCGAAAUUUCGCUCCCUGAUGGAUCCAUAACUUCGAACAAGCUCCUCAAACAAAACCCUUGCUUCGCUAUUGCCCUUGGAGAUGGAGAUGGUCACACCAUUUCCAACCUGGUAUGUGUCAACAGGGGCAACGGGGUGAAUAUCGAGGGAAAGGGGGCAGGCCACUCUGUCCUCGGCGUGACUUCCAUCCAGAGCACUGAUGGUCAGAGUAGGUGCGAAUUUGGUACUGCCGUCUCCAUAAUGGGAGGAACUGGACACACGCUCCAAGAUAUUUCUGGGGAUUGGUACUUACGAUUUGGAGAGGGCAGUGAAACCGUCACCGCGAGCGGGUGUGACCUCCUCGGCGUCACGCUGGACGGGAGGGGACACGACUUUGUAGGACUCAAGGCAAAAAAAUGGGUCAAAAUUAAAGGAGAAGGACAUUCUUUUGAUGCGGCGUGUCAAGCUGGAAGGUGGGAUGGAAGGAUAGACAACAAUUAAAUAAACACAUAUUUCUACUUGUUUUGUAUACAUAAUAAUUUAUUUACAAAAGUUGCAAACCUUAUUAAAAGAAUAAAUGUUCAACAAAUUUG
This is a messenger RNA of Folsomia candida, 2094 nucleotides long. RefSeq lists its product as uncharacterized. The transcript has 5 exons. The record is from RefSeq and is a predicted model, not a curated record. The coding region runs from base 299 to 2002 and encodes 567 amino acids. Lineage: Eukaryota; Metazoa; Arthropoda; Collembola; Entomobryomorpha; Isotomidae. Gene Ontology annotation, molecular function: protein binding.